UUGAAAUCAGAGAGACAAAGUAACUAGUUUUAGAACUUAAGGGAGUGUAUAAUCUAUAGAAAAAUGUAUCAGUCAUGGAAGAAGAGUGCAACUGCAGUCACUAUGGUCUUAUUUCUAGUAAUACAGUGCUGUUGCUAUUCUGCAGCUAUAGCUACUGGUGAGUUUAAAGAAGAAGUUGAAUCAAGCACAGAAGGCAUAGAAAAGAUUAUGAAUGAAACAUACUUCAACAAUACCAACAUAACUAAAUCAGAGGACAGAGGGAAAUUUGUUAAGAUAUUGUAUGAUCUCUGUUCUUUCUACCAAUCCAUAAGAGAUUACAAGGAGAUCACAAUCAAUGACUCAAGCAAAGUCACUAAAGCUAUCAAGAUUGUCCUUAACGAGACUUAUAAUGACAGCUGCAAGUGGUUAUGUGAUAAUUUAGGUGAUACAAACUUCGACUGCACUGCAAUAAAUUCAAGAAAUGUUACAGAGUUGUGCCUAACAGUAGAAGCUGCAACUACUGCCAAUGAGCUAGCAGACGAGUUAGGGGAAGUCAUGGAGCCACAGAGAGAAGACAUCACUAAAAGCUAAAAAAAGGCGGCAAGACAAU
This is a messenger RNA of Amphimedon queenslandica, 589 nucleotides long. RefSeq lists its product as uncharacterized. Bases 64 to 570 code for a protein of 168 amino acids. The transcript is spliced from 3 exons. The record is from RefSeq and is a predicted model, not a curated record. NCBI's taxonomy places the organism in Eukaryota, Metazoa, Porifera, Demospongiae, Haplosclerida, Niphatidae.